Molecule: messenger RNA, 1539 nt
Organism: Halichondria panicea
Lineage: Eukaryota; Metazoa; Porifera; Demospongiae; Suberitida; Halichondriidae
Product: microfibrillar-associated protein 1-like
Exons: 10
Coding region: 138-1466 (442 amino acids)
Biological process (GO): mRNA splicing, via spliceosome
Cellular component (GO): U2-type spliceosomal complex
Molecular function (GO): RNA binding
Source: RefSeq, a predicted model, not a curated record
AGAACAGUACAGUACAAAGUCAAAGUGCGAAGUACGUACAGGCCGGCAGCGUGUUGCACGUUGAUGUUUUUAGUAUGUAUAAGAUCAAGAAGCUUCAUAGCUUUUCUCUCUAUUAAAGGUUCAUCAGAGCUUUAAAGAUGCCUCAGAAGCUGCCAAAUCUCAUCAGCUCCACGGCAGGAGCCGUGCCUGUCAAGAAUGAAAAGGGGGAGCUUACUAUGCAGAAGGUGAAGGUGACUCGUUAUGUGAGUGGGCGGCGCCCCGAGUACGCUAUCUCAGACUCUGAGAGUGAGAGCAGUGACGAGGAGGAGGGGUUUGCACCUGUGGGCGGUGAGGGUGAUGUGGGCGAUGUGGAAGAAGUGGAGAGUGUGAGUGUGGACGACAGACGUCUCCAGCGACUGAGAGAGAGACAGUCAGUUACUGCAAGAGAAAGAAGGCCAGUCAUAGAACCCGAGGUACUGUACGAUGCUGGGGGGGAGGAGUCUCCAGACAGUGAGGUAGAGGAGGAUAGGCUGAUGUCUCAUAGACUAGCGGCACCACCUUCCUCCAGUGAGAGCUCGGACGAGGAUCUUGACGAAGAAGCCCUAGAACAGAAAAGAGAGCUGAUGAGGGAACGGGCAAGACAACGUGACAUGGAAGAGGAUGUGCUGGACGUGGUUGAGGAGGAGGUGGUUGGCAGUGGGGGGGAGGAGUCCUCAGAGUACGAGGAGUACACUGACUCAGAGGACGAGGCGGGACCACGACUCAAGCCUGUGUUUGUCAGAAAGUUGGAUAGAGUGACGAUACGUGACCAGGACGAGGUGGAGAAGCAAACAGUGGAGUUAGAGAAAGAUAAAGAGUACGCAGCAGAGCUGAGGAAGAAGGAAUCACACCGACUUGUGGAGGCAGCAGUAAAGGAAGAGUUAGCGGUAGAGCAGGGGGCGGGGUCUCUGGAUGCUGUGGUUGUCACUGACGACGAGAAUGAUGAGAUGGAAUAUGAGGAAUGGAAAGUUAGAGAACUCAAGAGAAUCAAGAGAGACAGAGAAGAGAGAGAUAAGAUUGAGCGUGAGCGUGAUGAGAUAGAGAGGAUGCACAACAUGACAGAGGAGGAGAGGAAGGCUGCUCUGAGGAACCAACCCAAGCAAGUCACCAACCAAAUGGAGAAGGGGAAGUAUAAGUUCCUGCAGAAGUACUACCACAGAGGAGCCUUCUAUCUGGACGAGGAGGAGAAUGUGCUCAAGAGGGACAUUGCUGAGCCCACACUAGAGGACCACUUUGAUAAGACAGUUCUGCCAAAGGUCAUGCAGGUCAAAAACUUUGGACGUGCUGGAAGAACUAAGUACACUCAUCUGGUUGAUCAAGACACGACCGAGAUUGAUAGCCCAUGGACUCAGAUAACACCAGUCAACCUCAAGUUUCAAAACAAAGGGGGUGGAGCUAAACAGAUAUUUGUGAAACCUACGUAUAAGAAACGAAAACUAAAUGAUUAACUUCUUUAACAAAUUCAUGCAAUCUUUGUUGUACGUGCACAUCUUUUUUUGCUCAUAUUAUUUGCAAAAUUUA